ACACAAAAUCUAGAAAUCAUACGAGAAUCAAAAUGCGGCACACACCGUCUCACUUAUUAAAACCUGGGAGAUUUAAUGUCACAAAGUUCUUGGAAGGAAUACUGAAAGAUGCCAAACUCCUUGAACAGAAGAAUCAAGUGAUCACGGAAAAGGUGGAGAUCAAUGAGGCUGCAGAAGCCCCGGGCCAAGAAAAUGUGAUGCGAAGAGAAGAUGACAGGGAGGAAUUACUGUAUGAUAUCGAAGAUGGGGGAUUAAAGAACCCGUUGUUUAAAUUCAUAAUACACACCACAAUGUCAUACAUAGAGCUUGAGACUGUCCGUCCAUCCGUCAUCAAGUACGCACCAAAGAAAAGCCAGAAGGAAUCCAGUCCAAUUGAACCGACUGCAGAAAAGGUGCCUCCAAAAAGGGCACCAUCAAAACGCAGUCUACGUAAACUGAAACCAAAGUACUGUACCCCUAACUCUAAAAUAUGGAGACCAUAUGCCAAAGAAAAACAAUUCAAAUGUGAUAUUUGUAAGUCUAGUUUUGACAAUAAAGCUCUUUUGAAAAGACAUAUUUUGAUACACUCUGUUAAAAGACCUUACAACUGUACGGUUUGUAAAAAGAGCUUUAUAAAAGAGAGUCUUUUGAAGACACAUCUCAGUUCUCAUACGGGUGAAAAGCCUCAUAAAUGUAAUUUAUGUGAUUGCAGUUUUAUGCUGCCAAUAGAUUUGAAACGGCACAUCUUCACUCAUACUGGAGAAAAACCUUAUAAAUGUGAUUCCUGUGACAGUGCGUUCCGUCAACCUGGUGAUUUAAAAAGACAUAUGCGGAAACAUACAGGAGAAAAACCAUACAAAUGUAAUAUAUGCCAUAAGAACUUUGCUCAACUGCACGGAUUGAAGAAACACAAUCUUAUACACACUGGUGAGAAGGAUUUUAAGUGUGAAGAAUGUGGUAAGGCAUUUAGCAAUGCGGACGCUUUAAAAACUCAUGUACGCAUCCACAGCGAUGAACAACCUCACAAAUGUGAUGUCUGUGAACGCCGUUUCACACAACUAGAAGGUCUUAAGAAACACUACAGAAUCCACACAGGAGAGAAACGGUAUAAAUGUGAAACUUGUGCCAAAGAGUUUAGGGAUUCCGGUGAUUUGAAAAAGCAUGUACGCAUACAUACAGGUGAGAAACCUUUCAAAUGUGAUAAGUGUCCGGAGAGUUUUAAAGAAAGGGGACAUUUGAAACGUCAUGUCCGCAUUCAUACAAAUGAGAAGCCGUAUAGUUGUAGUAUUUGUUUAAAGUCUACAUUCAGGGAUGCGAGUGACCGUAGAAAGCAUAUUCGCACACAUUUGAGUGAGACGCCGCAUAAAUGUGAUAUUUGUAAUGAGACUUUCAAGUAUAAGCCAACGUUGAAAUCACAUCUGGCUAAGCAUGAGAAAAAUAAAAUUGUUAUUCAUUAAACAAUACUCUAGUAUUAAUAACAUAAAUAGAAGUUCAAUAUGUAAACGAUCUCUGUAACUAAGUCUAUGUAUUUUGUUUCAAUAUUAUGUGAGCAGUGCCGGAUAGCC
This is a messenger RNA of Helicoverpa armigera (cotton bollworm), 1544 nucleotides long. RefSeq names its product zinc finger protein 501-like. The transcript is spliced from 2 exons. Bases 33 to 1436 code for a protein of 467 amino acids. Lineage: Eukaryota; Metazoa; Arthropoda; Insecta; Lepidoptera; Noctuidae. The record is from RefSeq and is a predicted model, not a curated record.